UUAAAUCUUCAAUUGAUUACUUUGAUCUUCAAAUUCCUAUUAAACAAUCUUAAAACCUCAAGAUUUUCGCAAAUAAUAUCAACAUUAAAUCUUCAAUUGAAAAGUUACUAAGUGGUACUAUAUCAUAUCCUUGUUCCUAAUAAUCUUGCUUAAUUAUAGCAAGUACAGCCACAUCACUGCCAAUUUUUGAAAAUUUGUCACAUAAACUUCGCUUCACUUUAGCAAUUGGAAAACAAUUGGGGAUGACGAUGCUUAGAGCACCAUACGUAAUAAGAAUAUGGGGAUAGUAUUUUUGUAUGGUCUGAAAUUUGAUGUGUUUCAGACAACUAUGGGUCACAAUAUAAACAAAUAAUUUUGUCUAGAUUUGUAAAUUAUUAAUAAGAAUUGAAUAUGACUCGACUUCAUGAUUGACUAUUCCCUUAACCAUCAACUCAUCUGCGGUGGAGGGGUCAUAAACCACUUGGUCCCAAUAAUUCGAGUUGUUGGGAGAAGGUUAUGUUGGAUCUUAUACCACACUCUAACACGACCACUUGGCCAAACCAGCUCCGAUACCAUGUCAUAAACCACCUGGUCCCAAUAACUCGAGUUGUUGGGAGAAGGUUAUGCUGGAUUUUAUACCACACUCUAACAGUAGGUGACAUAUGUCUCGUGUCAUCAACACCCAAUGUGUUUGACCAUUAAAGAUGAACAAUUAUUCUUCUGUUCAUACCAAAUUUUCCUUUUGGUAAUGCAAAAUUUUAGAUACUAUUCUGAUUGUACUACUUAGGAUCAUAACUUUAAUGAAUGUCAAAGACAAUAUCAUCCCUAAGGAUAACUAUGUAAAUCGUAAUAUGUCACUUAUGCUUUUAGGAGCUCAUUGUGCUCAACUACGAUCCACAGACAGUGGUAACCUCCCGUGACUAAAAUGGGAAGCCAUUAGUAACAAACAAAAAACUCAUUAACAACGACAUUGCAAGUCACGACAAAACCUUCAUUCAACGACAAAACCUCACAAAAAACGAUGUUUAUUAGCAUCUCGUUCGUUUAAAGCUUAAACCACACUCCUCACCUAACCAUAUAUUGAAUCUCUUCCCUUCCUUUGACUCUUUGAUCCAAUAGCCGUACAGACACAUGCAAGCUAGCUUCUAACAAAUCAGCCAAAGACUGUUGACUCACUGAUUGUGAAUCUAAACUGUUUACAUAUGUGAUCGAACGGUCCGCAUAAUUUUUUUUUUUUAAAAUUCGCUUAUUUCAAAUAUUGCAUCCAUCUAAUAGACGAAAGAUUACAGGAAAAAAAUCUAUAUUUGCUAAAUAUCGGUUGGUCUGAUGAAAAAUCGACUAUCAGAAGUCAUAAGUCAUGCAAAUACAUAGGAUUUUAUCGAAAUAAAAUGAUUAAAGUUCGUUGAAGUUGAAAAUCGAGACAAAAUUUAGCCAUUAGCAUAUUGAGGCGCACUCACACCGUUGAAACUUUCCACAUUCCCUAUGGUUACACGUAGCUAUCACAAUGAAGUAUUGAGCCCAAUUGUUUGACAAUUUUUAUUAAGGACGGCGUUGAAAUUCAAAUGCAAAAAGACAAAACAGUUCAUUUUCUUUCUCCCCUUUUCGUUGCACCUUUAAACUAAUCCACGAGAAUAGUCAGAAGGAUUAUAUAUACAUGUACUGCUAAUCACAUUCACUCUGCCUGAUCUAGCUAACUGGUUUGUCGUUCCAAACACCUUGGAAUAACAAACAGAGAACUCUUCUGCACACACAGAAGAGAUCAGACUCUGCAAAUAUGAGUUUCAGAGAAGGAGGAGGAGCGAAUGGAAUUGGUGGGUCAAGGAAAGUGGCCGCCAUGGAAAUGGAGCUCGAGGAAGCUGCGCCGGUCUUGGAUUCAGGGGAGAAGCGGCUCAACGAGCUUGGAUACAAGCAGGAGCUCAGAAGGGAAAUGACGUUCUUGAAGAUACUCGGGAUAACGUUUUCGAGCAUGGCGGUGUUCGUAGGGACGCCACUGUAUGGGCCGAGCCUGAGAUACGCUGGGCCGGCGAGCCUGAUAUGGGGCUGGCCCAUCGUCGUCUUCUUCACUUGGUUCGUCGGCGUCGCCAUGUCUGAAAUCUGCUCUUCUUUCCCUACCACGGGGUCACUCUACUUCUGGGCCGCUCACUUGGCUGGGCCGAGAUGGGGCCCAUUCGCAUCCUGGUGCUGCGCCUGGCUCGAGACCAUCGGCCUUGUUUCUGGAGUUGGUGCUCAGGCGUAUUCGGCAUCUCAAUCGCUACAAAUGAUCAUUCUGCUGGCCACGGGGACCAACACCGGAGGGGGCUACUACGCGUCGAGAGGGGUAUUUUUGUCAAUGUACAUCGGGUUCACUCUCAUUUGGGCAACCCUCAACACCUUUGCACUUGAAGUCAUUGCUUUCUUUGGCAUCAUCUCCAUGUGGUGGCAGGUAAUUGGAGGUUUGGUCGUGAUAAUAAUGCUGCCGCUAGUCGCACAGCAAACCCAACCGGCUUCAUUCGUCUUCACCCACUUCCAAACAUCCCCUGAAUCCACCGGCAUCGCCAGCAGGCCUUACGCCGUCAUAAUGUCCGUCUUGUUGAGCAACUACUGCCUCUACGGCUACGACUCGGCGGCCCAUUUGACCGAGGAGACCAAAGGGGCCGACAGAACUGGGCCUUUCGCCAUCCUGUCCAGCAUCGGCAUCAUCUCCGUCUUCGGAUGGGCCUACAACUUGGCCCUCACUUUCAGCAUCAAGGAUUUCGACUAUCUCUACGACGAGAACAACGAGACCGGCGGCGCUCUCGUCCCGGCGCAGAUCAUCUACGACGCGUUCUACGGGAGGUACCAUAACUCCGCCGGAGCCGUGGUUUUCCUCUGCAUUAUUUGGGGGUCCUUCUUCUUCUGUGGGCUCGCCGUCACAACUAGUGCUGCCCGUGUGAUAUAUGCACUAUCAAGAGACAACGGCAUCCCAUUCUCACCGAUAUGGAGAAAGCUGCACCCAAAGUCCAAAGUCCCGGUGAACGCGGUGUGGCUGUGUGCAGCCAUCAGCAUCAUCUUAGGGCUCCCGAUCCUGAAGAUGGACGUCGUCUUCACCGCCAUACUUUCGAUCAGCACGGUUGGAUGGGUGGGAGGGUAUGCAGUGCCCAUAUUCGCCAGGCUGGUGAUGGAAGAGCAAAAUUUCAAGCCGGGACCGUUCUACUUGGGCAGAGCCAGGAGGCCGAUAUGCUUGGUGGCUUUCUUGUGGAUCGGCUAUACUUGUUCGGCCUUCCUGUUGCCGACGAGUUACCCUAUAAAACUGAAGACCUUCAACUACGCGCCGGUUGCGCUUGCGGUGUGCAUGGGAUUGGUGAUGUUGUGGUGGGUUUUGGAUGCUAGGAAAUGGUUCAAGGGCCCUGUUAGAAAUAUCGAGGUGGACAGUUCAAGUCAGCAUUGUUGACAUAUGGAGUAACUGAGAAAUGUACUUGUAUUGUCUCUCUUCUCAGAAAUUCAGCAACCAAGGUUCCCAAUUCUCUAUAACCAGUACUUUUUACGAACCACAAAUGAACUUCUGAAUCGUCUUUCCAAGUAGUCUGACCCAACGAUGUUAUAACCUGCUGAUUCGAACAUAAACUUGCCAUGUCCAAAAAGCAUCCAAUGUAAAGCAAGGAAGUCCUAAACCACCUGCAAUUACACCUUCUGAAUGCAAACGCAUCACUACUGCUUCACUCAUUUCCAUACCAACCAUAACAAGAGCUUUCAUUCAGCAGUUCACAAACACAAUACAAACACCCAUCAUCCAGAUCACCCCACAAUCCACGAACUCUACAAAUCCUGCUCCGUUCUGAACCGAUCUUAAAAAUCAAACCCAAUUCUCGUCUCCUCUGUUCAUUCAUCUCAAACAGGCAAUUUCAUGAUCUUAGCUAUAUAGCUUAAUUCAAACACACGGCCUUCCCCAUUACCAUUCGAUAGACCACUGGCAACCUUGAAAACCCUAACCUUGAUAUCCUUCUCCUUUAAAAACCCAUCUGAUACCCCUUUCUCCUCGACUGAAACCGCGUCGUGGGGAAGAACCCACUUCCUCCAUGCUGAGCAAAACUCGUCAGACCACAGACGAGGCAAAAACUCUUCGACUUUGACAUCAUUCUGGAGCUUUGAAGCUUCCAAUUUCGAGCGAUCAUGAUGCGGAUUCGGAGUAAGGAUCCGUCUGAGGAGAUCGAUAUUCUUGGGGAGGGAAGAGGGACCUUGUGAUGACGGGAAUUUGACUAAUUGAGUAAAGGCAGGGCAACGAACGGUAGCAGGGAAUGAUUUCGUCGCCAUCGUAGGGAAAAGAACAAGCAACGGAAGGUAAAGCUUCGAUCUUUCCAAAUUAUACGAAGUCGUUUGAUGAGUUCGUCGUGGACUCAUGGCCUCGUAUAAAUUGCAUAAACGAUGUCGUUCUGUUUGGUUAGAAAAGUUGAAGUCCGCUCUCCUCUGCCUUCCCCAGAGUGGAAGAGAGCCGAGUCAGUCCAUGUAAUCAGUCGACGCUGAGAAGCGAGAAAUUUUGGCAAGGCGGAGCUAGAUUGGAAUAAGGUACGAGUUUCACCGUAAUUAUUCCGAUGUGAAUAUAUGUUUUCUGUUUGCUUCCCGGGAAAAUGAUGGGCGAAACUGAAAUGGGUAAUUCGAGUUUUGUAUGUUGAUUUAUGGCGAGGAAGUUUUUGGGCUCGUACACGAUGAUCUUAGAUCUCGCUCUCGAUCAAUUGGAUUUUCGAGCGGGGCAGAGUGUUAUUGAUUCUCCGCCGAGUUAUUACCUUGCGGCGAUUUGUUGGAAUCUGCUGAGAACGUGAAUGUUGGUGUUGCGAAGUCAGAGAUCUGCUUUGAUAUUUCGAGAUCAUUCGUUUGUUUGUCUGUAAUUGAUGGUUUUUUUGUUUUCGGAUGGAAUUUGAAGGCAAGACAUGGCGGCAGGAGCUGGAAGUUCGAUGCUUUACUCGCUUCUUCUGUUCUUGGUCAUUCUGUCACUUCAAGAGAUGUACCGCGGGAAGCUGGCGUCUACUAAGUUGUUCACCAUUCUGGGAGGAUUUACUAGCUCUCUCCUUUUCCUUGUGCUCUUAACUGUGAGUUAAUUUCACCUUGUUCAUGGGCAUCCUUCUCAUUUGCGAAAAUAUGGAUGUGCUUGGGAUUUGGAAAUUUACAUGUUUCUAUCACCUUACCUUGUGAUGGUUGAUUUUUCAUUGUAGUAUAGGAUCAGUGUUCCUAAGGAAUAACGUCGUGAAACUAUAGCCUUACAUGCUCUAUCCUCUCCCACACCUUCAAACCCCCAUUAUUUAUUACUUGAAUGAUGUGAUCCUGAUGAAGAAAUGUUAGUUUUCCCAGCUGGUGCAUUCUGCUUCAACAAGUAUCUCUUACUUUGCUAAAUAUUAGUUGAGAUUGAUGAAGCAGCAUAACAUCUUCUUAUAAGUUUUUCUGUCAGCUGAACAAGUUCCGAUGUGAUGCUGUGCAUCUCAAUUCUGUUUCGCGCAGUUCAUUGGUAAUUUCCAGGAAUCAAAUGGCAUGAAGACCGGGUGGGGUGCUGGUGAGUGCUUUUAGUUAUCUUUUAUUGGAUUCUUCUCCCGAAGCAGAAUGUUUAUUGCAUAUGGUGUAGCUUCAUGAUGCCUGGUAGUCAUUUAAGUGAAUCUUCCUUAAGCCUGGCCACAAAUGCUGCAUAUAUACCGAGUUCCCUUCAGUUAUAAACUUCAAUAAGUUUUGAGCCUUCAUUUAUCUCAUCAGCACGAUUUCGGACUAACAGUUUCUCUCUGAACAGUUGUAUUGGCUGAAGUCGUUGCUCUAAUUGCUGCUGGAACUGUCCAUCGGGUUUGCAUAACAACUUGGUAAUGUUUUGACACUACAAGUCAUCCCAUUCUACUUUUUCGUGUCUGUUGUAAUAUGUUUGUUUGGGGAAAACAUCGUCCGCAAGAGAAUUCUUGACCCUAUUAUGUUUUGAGUAGAAUGUGUUCUAGGUUUCUACUUCUUGCCUUGGUUCACAUGUAUUACUUGGCAGUAAUUUAAUGGGGUUUUCUUUCUGAUGUAACAGUAUAUAUGUGUUCAUAUUCGUUAGGCAUGUAGUUAUGCUAUUACCUGUUACGCAAUGGAAGGCACAAUGCUUGUUGGCCAAAUGGAUCAAAACUUACUUGUACAUUGUUGUGCAGAAACUUAAAAUUUUGUUUUGUCAUUGGCUCUCAUUGGAAGAUAGUUAUAUUGCAUUAUUAGUAUUGAGGCUGAUUCUUUUGCUACCAUCUGCUGGCAGUUUCUUGUUCUCGGCUGGGUUACUCUAUGAGGUCAACAAGCUUUCUGGGAUCGCUCAAUCUAAAGUUGAAUCCAAAACAAGGAGACAUUGAUGUCAUACCGCUCUUAGCAACUUAUUUAUAAACCGAUCCGGAAAUGUGAGGUUGCACCAUUUCGAUAUCCUUUCUGAAGCAGCACAAGAGAUGCAUUCAUUGGCAUGCAGACUCCCGGAUAUAGGCCAUCUAAUAGGGUAACUAGAAGAUGUUAACAGUAUUCGAGCUUUCCUGUUGCUUUGCUCGAAUAGAGAACUUGGUAUGAAGCUUUCUGUUUUGAUCCCUCUGCCUCUUCGACGAUGUAGAACUGUCUAUUUAUAUGAAAUAGCAUGAAGCCGUUUUCAGGACUGGCAUCAUAAUUUCCACCAUUAAUUCUAGACAGUGAAAGAUUAUGUGAGCAAGUUGCUUCAAGAAUGAAGAUGCAAGGAUGCCUCAAUGAGUGAUGCUUCAGUGGGGUAUAAUAUAUUGGUUUCGUCGCUCGUUGUGUUUCAAGUGAGUGAAAGUGAGUGCCGCAGUGCAUAUUUGAACAUGAUCCAUUCUGUACUUUUCAGAUCAGUUUCGGUAAGCUUGCAAUAAAUUUUCAUCAAGCAGCAGCCUUAUCUUGACACCUUCCACUCUUUCAUAAAAUGGGGUUCCAGAUCGGUUUCUUCGAAAGUAUUAAUCAAAUUUAACGAUUUAAUUUUAAGUUUCUUUUCAAUAUUCGCAUCUUGCUCCUAUUUAACUAUCUUAAGAGCACGGUAAGAUAGCUUAACGGUAAAGCUGUCGCAACAGUGAAGGAUUGGAAGUUGCAGAUCUCAGGUUCGAAUCCAAGCGAGGCCCAUCAUAAAGCUUACUACAAGUUCGGGAACGGAUCAGGUUAGUAACCUUAUGGUCAGUAACCUUAUGGUCAGUAACGAUGAGUAAUCCGUGCACAUCAGCAUUACAUCAGUAUCUCUCUCCCUCCUAAAAAGUCUUUUAUCUUUUCCCCUUUAAUAUUUUAACGGACGAUUUCUCUUUCGUCUUAAGUCAAAAUUUAAUUUUUUUUGCACAGAUAAAUCAGAUUAAAUGUGCUCUUUAAAAUGAUAUCCACUUUGAUAUAUUUUUAGUACAAAAAUAUAAUUGAAUAAUUUUUUACCAUUAAUUACCAUAUGAUAUGCUUCUAUUUAAUACCAUAUGGUAAGAAAGCGUACCAUGAUGGUAUGAACAUAUCAAUAUGGUAAGAAGGUUGAAUACAUGAUAGUAGGAGUAUACUAAUUGUCAUUUACUACUUUCAUCAUUGUUUACUACAAGUUAUCACCCACAUACCAUAGUGGUAAAGUAUGGUAAUUUUUUGUCCAUAAUUUUUUUCACCCAGAAAUUUGUAGAUCCAAAAGAUCAUGACGAACUCGUUCCUUAUGAGCACACGUUUUCAAAAACGACUUAAAAACGAAGAAGCUACCAUAUGGUAUGUAGUUGGUAAAAAAAAGUUUUUCGAACUAGAUUGAAAUUUGAUCUCAUUUUGUAGAGCACAGCGAGCUCGUUCCAUCUGUGAAAAAAAAAUAAUAGCAGAGAGGUUAAUUUUCACCCUAUCUUAUUCCUCAUUUGUUAAUAUAGGUAUUAUUUCAUAAAAAAACAUAUAUAUAUUUGAAGCUACAUAUAUGAAACCAACUAGGCAGCUACUAGUACUAUUUGAAGGCUAAUUAAUCUAACCGCUUACCUUCGCUUAGCCUUGCAUUUGCUUAUUUUCUUGCUAGGCUUACAAGUAAAUUAAAGCCUAAAAUUAGUAAUUAAUAGCUGGGCCUGGGAUGUUUUUGGUUAUGAUGUCCAUUUCCACCAGCAAAGUUCAUUCUUUUGCUCUCUUUUUAGUCCCAUGCAUGCGCGGGUACCUACCGCACCAAACAACAACAAAAAUUUUUUUGGUGAAACCAAACAACAAAAUUUUGUUGAGUUGUCCCCGGUAUUACUUUUUUCCUGAAUUAAUCUAUUAUAUAUGUGGAGUUUUUUUCCGAUUGAAUAUUUAUCCCAUUUUUUUUUCUUCUAAAUGUGUAAUUAUUGGAAUAAUACAUAUACUGUUGAUGUGACUUGAAUCGGAUUAUCAGCCGUUAUGACUGGUAAUCGGGGGUGUAUGGGCUCAAUGUUAUUUGGGUUCGGAUUCUGGGUCUGGUCUGUAACCAUUUCCUUUGCCAGAUUGGAUUAGGUUUAGACCCACAUGGAGAAGUACUAUAAAUACUUCUCAUACUCCUCUGUAAUCUGUAAUCUCCUCAAUAUAGUGAAACUGGCUCUCUCUCGCCCGUGAACGUAGCUAACACACAUCGUGUUAGUGAACCACGUAAAUCGUGUGUCUGUGUUUUCGAUUCUCGCUCUCGUAUUCUUGCUUUAUCGAUUCCGGCGAUUUCCCGAUCCGUAGCAGCGCGUUUAUAACAUAUACUUAUAUGCAUGGCAUAAAUUUUGAAAACUAUGUAACAAUUUUACAAUGAAGAUGAAUAUGACAUGAUCUUAUGUUAUAAGGUCAGCUGGUUAUAAGCUGUUAGUGAUGCACCUGAAAUAGUUCAGAGGCUCGGAGGAUGGCUGUUCUCUUAAAUCAUUUGAGGAAUUUUAUGAACUUUGCCAACACUGUAAGGAUAACGAGAUGUGCUAAGAAUCCUAACAACUUCAUGUUUUCUUACUCCUUGGAAGGCAAAUCCAUGGAGAACUUUGUGUUUUGAUACCACGUCCGUUCGAUGGCAGCCAUAUUGAGGAGGCCAGAAGUGAAUUGGCUAAACUGUCGAUGAGAUGAAAGCACCCGUUCAAUUGGUGGAGCAAGUAUUUGCACUAAUUUGUUUUGUG
Messenger RNA from Linum trigynum, 9005 nucleotides. The record is from the annotation of a GenBank genome assembly. Lineage: Eukaryota; Viridiplantae; Streptophyta; Magnoliopsida; Malpighiales; Linaceae.